Messenger RNA from Onychostoma macrolepis, 976 nucleotides. RefSeq lists its product as uncharacterized. The transcript has 4 exons. The record is from RefSeq and is a predicted model, not a curated record. Gene Ontology annotation, cellular component: cytoplasm. Lineage: Eukaryota; Metazoa; Chordata; Actinopteri; Cypriniformes; Cyprinidae. Gene Ontology annotation, molecular function: A2-type glycerophospholipase activity; glycerophospholipid phospholipase A1 activity. The coding region runs from base 104 to 616 and encodes 170 amino acids. Gene Ontology annotation, biological process: N-acylphosphatidylethanolamine metabolic process.
AAGUCCUUCUGCUGGUUGCGUGACCACGCCUACAAGGCUUGGCAGAGUAAUUUAAAUCCUUUUGCGUAUAGUUUCUGUUCGUAUCGACUAAACAACACGAGAGAUGGACUACAAAGAACAUGUUGAGCAGGUUGUAUCCACCGCGCAGUUCGGAGAUUUGAUCGAGUUCUCGUACCCCGUUGGCUACUCGCACUGGGGCGUGUACGACGGAGAUGGGUACAUCAUUCACUUUGCUGUUGCCGAUGAAAGUCAGGUGACGAGUACGUUUCGAAAUUGUCUGCAGACUAUCUUCCCUAUUUGUGGUGAUCUUUUGCUUGGAGAAACUAAGAUCCGGCGUCAGCUUCUGUCUGAAGUUAACGUGCCAAAAGGAGCUCGUGUUUCAGUGAGCAAUAACCGGCACGCUCUCGAGCCUUCACCUGUGGAUGAAAUUAGAAAACGACGAGAUGCUUUACUGGACAAAGAGUUUACUUACAAACUCUUCACACACAAUUGUGAGCACUUUGCCACAUUUGUCCGCUCCGGUAAAGCUAUGUGCAAUCAGAUUCCAGGGAAGCCCAAAAACAAGGAAUGUGUGGAAUCUACAGAAUCAUUUAGCUACCUUGUGCCAUCGAGUUAACCUACUGAAUACCAAGAACUACAGAUUAUCACAAUAAUAAUAUAUUAUGUUUGAUUAUAAGGAUAUUUCUCACACACUCAUUAAACCAGUUAAUGUUCCUGCUUGAUGUCAUGGAAAAGGGUUCUUCGCACUGAUCUGUAAUAGUAUAUAUAUCCUCACUUUCUUCACUGUGCCUGCAGGUCUUGUUUGGUCUCCUAGCCUUAUCAAGCUGGUUUUAAAAUGGUUUUGGGUUCAGACCAGGAGACCAGCUUGAUUAUGCAGAAAGAUCAUAUUAUUCCAGCUAAAACCUAUACCUAUAUUUUUUCAGCAAAAAUGUAGUCAAAAUGUACAUUGAAUGUUUAGUAAAGGUGUUCACAUGUU